Messenger RNA from Tachysurus vachellii, 2656 nucleotides. It is a transcript of the gene oprk1, whose product is annotated as opioid receptor, kappa 1. Gene Ontology annotation, cellular component: neuron projection; membrane. Gene Ontology annotation, molecular function: neuropeptide binding; dynorphin receptor activity. Bases 210 to 1337 code for a protein of 375 amino acids. Lineage: Eukaryota; Metazoa; Chordata; Actinopteri; Siluriformes; Bagridae. Gene Ontology annotation, biological process: G protein-coupled opioid receptor signaling pathway; sensory perception of pain; neuropeptide signaling pathway. The record is from RefSeq and is a predicted model, not a curated record. The transcript is spliced from 4 exons.
GCGUCUCUGCGUGCGGUUCAGUCAGUGCGCUGCGCUCUGAUGUCAUCAGGCGGCCACAUCUGUAUCGCCUCUGUAUCGCCAGUGCGUGUGAAGAACGGAUUUGUGUGUGCGGGAACAAACACUCAUCACACUCAUACUGCUUUUGUAGCAUCGGAGAGUAUCAGGCUUGUUUUUGCACUUCGCAUAUUUAAUACGUGUCUCUAGAGGAGAUGGAUAUCAGUGUGAUGCAGAUUUUUAAAGAGGAUCAGUGUCAGUCUGCUGGUGUUGAGGAGUGUUUGGUGAACUUGGACUCGCUUUUGGAGGCACCUGUGAACUCCACAGGGAAUGAGAGCUGGGCAAGCGAGGUGGAGACCCUCUCCCCUAUCGUGCCUGUCAUCACAGCUGUCUACUCCGUGGUGUUCGUCGUUGGUCUGGUGGGAAACUGCCUGGUGAUGUAUGUCAUUAUAAGAUACACUAAGAUGAAAACAGCCACCAAUAUCUACAUCUUCAACCUGGCAGUAGCUGAUGCCCUCGUGACCACCACCAUGCCCUUUCAGAGUACAGACUAUCUGCUCAACUCGUGGCCCUUUGGAGAGGUGGUCUGCAAGGUCUUCAUCUCUAUUGACUACUACAACAUGUUCACCAGCAUCUUCACGCUCACCAUGAUGAGCGUUGAUCGCUAUGUGGCUGUGUGUCACCCAGUCAAGGCCUUAGAUUUCCGCACACCAGUCAAAGCUAAAAUCAUUAACAUCCUCAUCUGGGUUUUGUCCUCAGCAGCCGGCAUUCCGGCUUUGGUCCUUGGAAGUACUCAGACCAACAAUGGCACUACGGAGUGUGCUCUGCAGUUCCCUGAUCCCUAUGUCUACUGGGACACACUGAUGAAGAUCUGUGUAUUUGUCUUUGCUUUUGUGGCACCUCUGCUCAUCAUUAGCGUGUGUUACACACUGAUGGUGUUGCGAUUGAAGAGCGUUCGUCUGCUAUCAGGCUCACGUGAGAAGGAUCGUAAUCUGCGGCGUAUCACACGUCUUGUUCUAGUGGUGGUGGCUGUGUUUGUCGUAUGCUGGACGCCCAUUCAUAUCUUCAUCCUGGUCAAGGCCCUGGCUCCUGAUGUGCCGGAGACCACAGCCGUCAUGGGUGCCUACUUCUUCUGUGUGGCACUCGGCUACACUAACAGCAGCCUCAACCCCAUCCUCUAUGCCUUUCUGGAUGAGAAUUUCAAGCGCUGCUUCCGCGAUUUCUGCUGCCUGACUCGAAGCAAGGUAGACGGUGUGGGCGCGACACGGGUCAGGAGCACUCUCCGUGAGCACACAUGCCAGGCAGAAACCAGAGGUGAGGUAGGUCGUGGUAGAUCAGUAUGACUAGCUGUGGAGCUCUCCUCCUUCCAAGGCCUGGAAAUCUCCAAUGACCUGGGAUUGACACAGAUCACCACCACCUUCUAAUUAGGAGAGAGAUGAAUUCAGGCCUUUGAGGUGUGAGAGCCACAUCCUUUGGGAGCGCAUAAAAGGAACUGUUCCAUAGUGCAGCGUCUAAAACAAGCAUUUCAUUCUACAUACAGUUAGCUAUAUUCAUAUUCCUACAGUCACAUCUGUAGGAUUAAUUAUACAUACUGUACUAACAUCUUUUCUCAAACUGAACAUAUACUUAUCAACAGAAUGUCUGAAGGUUUCAGAGGAGCUUACAAUCCUGUUGGAGUUUCUGGCAAGGACCUGAUGCUGCAGGUAUAAAUCAGUCACCAGCUCCAGCCAAUCUGCUGGCAAAGAGACUUUUUUGAGAACGUGCACAUCCAUUAAUCCUUAUUAAACCAUCCUGAUGUUUUGAUUUAUGAAAUUUGAUGAAAUAUUAGGUCCUUUCCAACAUCCCACAGCUCUUUAUAUGCCAUUUGUCCAGUAUCCGAAUGCUAAUGAUCCAGAGACCAGAGACAGUAUCCAAUAUAUCAUGGAUGAGGGUUGUGGGUGAUGCUCCAUAUCUGAACAUUACACAGCUGAAUUCUAUAUUUAAGUGCAUUAUGAAAGAACACUGAGUUUAACGCAAAGGGAGUUCGAUGCAAUGGGAUUUACUUCAUAUGCAGGAAUGAAAAUAAGAACUUUGUGGACAUGUGAAUGGGGAUAAAUGGAGAUUAAUGAAGACUGUGAUACAAACAUGGUAUAAUUUCACAAGUGAAACAUGAUCAUAUCUUAGAAUAAAUUUUUUUUUUUAUUUUCAUCAGUUUUCACAUCUCUGUUUGCAGAAAAUCAUUAAGACAUUAAGAGCCGCCGAUUGCUGCUUUUCACUGCAUUUUGUAAAUGAUCAUGUGUAUAUAAAAAACUUCUUGCUUCUUAGGGGUUUAUGCUUAAACAAAUCCAUAACAAAUUUGAUAUUUAGUAAUGGCUGGAAAUAUUUGAUAUCAAAAGAGGUAUCUAUAAACCUCGCGCUGCAAAUCUUAGAUGUAAUUUUUGGACAGAGGGCUUUACAAAAUCUAAACUUGAAUCUGUAGUUAUGUAAUGUAUGUUCAAUACCAUUUGGGGUCUUAAUCAAUAAAGUAAGAUGAUAUUGACAUAGUUCAUGGUCACAUUUGAUCUGAAUGUAAUUGUCAGCAAAGUUGUGAUUUCACCUAAAGAUAUGAAAUAAUCGUGUGAUUAAAUUAGUCUAUGGUGUUUUUUUCUAUCGUCUAAAGCAGCACAUUGUAAGUUAUUUUUUC